UUUCGACUCAUAAAGUUUUGAAAAAUAAAAUAAAAUAAGAGGAUAUAGAAAAUACAUGGUGUAUAGAUAUGUCUAUUGAAAUAUGAGUUUCGUUCGUUUUUCCCUCCCUUGCUCUAAAGCAAAGAAGCGAAAUGACGAGGAAGAGGAAGGAAUUGUGCUCAGGUUCUUCAGUGCCAAGGAUUCAACUACUUGAAUUCCUCUUUCAAUCAACUCAAGAUCUACAAGUCUCUCCCAUUGUUAAGUACACCGCAUUAUCCCUCUUCGCUCAACGGUUUUACCCGAUCUUCAUCUCCAGAUCUAAGCAGGACAGUAUAGAACACUGGCUUUUACAACCUGUAAGAGAAAGCAAUCUUCAGCUGUUUGCUCUUAUUGCAAUAUGGAUAUCAAGCAAAAUACAUGAUUCUCGUCCUUUACCCGUCAAAAAGUUAAAAAUUCUGGCAGACAAGAUAAUACAGGAACAGCAUUAUACAACAAGAGAUUUCGCAGAAGCAGAGGUGAUCUUCAUGCAGGUAUUGCAUUUUGAGAUUGGUACAUCAAAUAUUGUCUACAGGUUCCUUGAAGACCUGCUACUUCAGUUAAGGGAAGUUGCCACAGUUGGGGACCAUUUGAAUUUUGAGGUGUGCAUGGACAUCAUGGAUCUUCUUUAUGAAAAGGAGGAAACUUCAAUUCUUUAUAAUUCUCCCCUUUCUUUGGCUGCAUCAAUCCUGGUUGCCUCGUAUGUCAUUAUAGUUCCUAAACAAAGAUGGGAGUUUCCUGUUCUUCCUUGGGUGAAAUAUGGGAUGGCAUGCAAAGAGGAAGAGAUCAUAGAACUUGUUAGAUACAUAUUGGAACAUGUGUUGCAACCUCGUUCAUGAUGAGACUUGAGAGGCUUCUAUAUACCAUCUAAAAAGUGUGAUACAUUGCUUUAAAGCAAAAGACCCAAAAAUGAAAAAAGCAAAAUAUCUCAAGUUCUCAACAGUGAAACCCUUUUGUAUUCUUUACUGAUCUAGAGGCUGUGGAAUAAAUAAAGAACAAAUUGCAUUUUUGGUCCUUUGUGGUAUCACACUAUUUACAAGUUUCGUACAAACAUGUGUAAAGUGAUGUUUGCCGUCCCUGUGGCAUCACACCAGUAAUAUCUUUGGUCCAAAACUAACAAGCCGUUUAUUUUUCUCUGUUAGUGUGGCCAUGUGCCAGACAUGUGAGGGUAAUUAUGUCAUUUUCUCCGUUAA
This is a messenger RNA of Erigeron canadensis, 1208 nucleotides long. Its product is annotated as cyclin-J18. The transcript has 9 exons. Bases 132 to 854 code for a protein of 240 amino acids. Lineage: Eukaryota; Viridiplantae; Streptophyta; Magnoliopsida; Asterales; Asteraceae. The record is from RefSeq and is a predicted model, not a curated record.